Molecule: messenger RNA, 3723 nt
Organism: Symbiodinium necroappetens
Lineage: Eukaryota; Dinophyceae; Suessiales; Symbiodiniaceae
Source: the annotation of a GenBank genome assembly
AUGUCAGAGUCCGAGGGCUUUCCCGGACAUCUCUCGGCAGAUAGGCGCCUCUUCUUCGCGGCCCUAUUCGCCCACGGCUCCGCACGAGUCUUGUCCAAAGUGGCCUCGGCACCGAUUGAGCGUGUGAAGGUCUGUCUGCAGGUGGGCACUACUUCGACGGUCGCCUCCUUCCGGGAGCCCUUCCGGGAGCAGCCGGGGGCCAGGCUACUGCAGCACUUCCGCGACAUUCUCCACAGGGAGGGCUAUCGCGGGCUCUGGCGUGGAGCUGGAACGCAUGUCACUGCAACUUGCUUGGGUGGAGUUGCUCGCUUGAGUGCUCUUCGCACCACUCAGAUGUGGGUUAUGCCGGGUGGUGACCGGCACUACCAGGGCCUCGAGGGCUACGUUCGCCGAUGUUCGUUUUUAUUUAUGUCGGGUGCGGGCGCGCUGACACUCGUGUACCCUCUGGAUGUCGCCUACACUUGCUUGGCAGCAGACUGUGACAGCAGGCGACGCUUUCGGGGUGUUUUCCACUUCUUCCGAGAAGCCGCGCGCGAGCACGGGGUGCUGAGCCUUUACCGCGGCCUGCCGUUGGGACUCCUCACGGCCUUCCCGUUCCUCUGCAUCGCAACCGGCCUGCACGAUCUGCUGGCCCCGUGGUUGAUGAAGCGCAUGGGUCACCGACCAAGCAUCGAUCACAAUCCACCACAGCCUGGGGAUUUGUUCUGGCUGGUGCGGACGGGCGCACCAGCUCAUUUGUACCCCUGGAAUUUAGUGGUCGGGGCCGCUUCGGGCCUCGUCGCUCAAACGGCCACGUAUCCCCUGGACACCUUGCGCCGAAGGUGGCAGCAAACAUGUGCUCGUCCACGCUGCGAUGCGCCGGCAUCCCUGCGGGAGUGUGCCCGCAGCUUGUAUGCUGAGCGUCGACUGGCCGGCUUCUAUGCUGGAGUUGGACUGAACUCCCUGAAGCUUCUACCAGAGAUCGUGGUGCUGAGCAGUGUGUACUUCUUGAUCAACGCCUCUGGAAACUUCCUGGUGGCUAUCCCAGAGCAGCUUCGUGUCCUCGUUUCGCUGACGGCCCCAAAGAUGUGUGCCGUACACUUUGCUGGUAGACACUUCCUGGGCGGCCGUUUUGUUCCUCCGUCCAUCGUGGAGAAGUAUGCCCUGCGAUUGCCGGCAUAUCCGGGAGUGAGCCAGGAGAAGGAUUUGAAUGGUCUCAGUCUCGAUGAAGGUGCAGCUUAUCGUAAGCGAUUCGAAUGUCGUGGCGGCUUCCCGGCCCGCCUCUCCGGAGCAGUGCAAGAGCCCAGGUAUGCAGCUCACAGGGAGCUCAUGGCUCAUGACAACGGAGCUGGUGAGAUCGAGGAGUACAUCGAGGAGAUGCCGCCAGCGACGGAGCCUGUGAAGCGGCUAGGCGAUAUCGUGAAGGUGGAGGAAAUCCCCAGGCCGGGGUCCUCGGCCUCAACGGCCUUCGACUCCAGACCCGGCUCCGCAGUGAGGCCCGGUUCUGCGAUGUCAUGGGAGACCGGCCGGCCCCAAUCUGCGAGGCGACCGUACCCACCACUGUCCAGGCCCACCUCAGCUGUCGUUCGACCCUCAAGGCCAUCCUCGGCCAGGCCGCAAUCGACUUUGCCGGCUGUCUCGCCGAGUGUUACCAGUGAGGAUACUGGCACCAGAAGCUCACAAGAUCCAAGGCCCCACCAACGUGAGGAGCCGACAGGUGAUACGCUGAAUGAUUUGGAGCAGGAGGUCGCCAAAAUCAAUGCUGCACAGCCUCGCUCGUCGCCAUCUCAUCCCAGAGAUGGAAGGCCACGGCGAACCAGCAGGACAUCCGUCAACUCCACUUUGUCGGACCACUAUGAGUACGAAGGUCGUGACAUUGCUGCCGGAAGCCCCAACCUGAGCGAGGCAGGCAACGAGCCUGACUCGAGGCCGGUGGGCCCUCUUGCUCGAGUUCUUUCUGAUAUGGAGGAGGAUCGGGAGGGGGAAGUCGUGGAAGAGCCCCCCGCCGAGCAGCAAGGGGCCAAGCUUGGGGAGUUCAGCAUCAUCACCAUCCGGAGGUUGUUUGAUGAGCUAGACACCGAGAGGAAAGGCUUCGUCACCCGGAGGGAGCUUCUCUUUGCGCUGAACUCGAGGGAGGAUCUCUAUCAGCAAUUUUGCUACUUCUACCUCCGGUCCGCGGAGCAGGAAGGUCCUGAAGAUCUGGACCGCUUGCAGGCGGCCGACCUCCCCGUGGUGGACGACUGGCUAAGCGCUCACAGAGCAGCGAACAUCCAGCGAACUGAAUGGGAGACGCAAGCCCACAGCUAUGUCUUUGAGGAGGCCCCAACGAAACAAGUUCGCGGCAGGAAGAGCUUGAUUUUCCGCCGAAGCCUAGAAUUCCUGGACGAGGCAUACAAACAGGUGUGCCUGCUUCGUGCACCGACUCAGGUUGGCUCGAGCCAAAGGCUCUACCAGAAGUGCUACAACAUCACCUUGGAGAUUCUGAUUCACUACUUCAGGAUGCAAGGCUUGCUCCUGGAGUACCAGACCGCACCGAUUCUGAAUCUUCUACCCGAAGACCGAACGGUCUGGGUGGAUCAAGUCCCGCCGGUGUUCCAAGCUCUUCAAGCGAGCAGAGGUGGUGCAACCACGGCUGAGGUUCUCGGCGAGUUCAGCUCAGAGGGAGCAUCCGGCCUGGUAUUCCAGGACAAGGAGCUGCUUCUUGAUGACUGCCCCUCUCCGCUUGGCCUCGGUCCUGCGAUGCCGAACCCGAACCCCCUCCACGGGGCUGUCAGUGCACUCCAGGUGCUGCUGAACCAGGCGUCGAAGCACGAGGCUGCAGCAGACAGCCCAAAGAGGAGCGGCAAGGGAGUGCAGGGUCAGUUUCGUGAAGCGACUGCGAAUGUGGCAGCGGUUGCAGCAAGGUUUAAGACUGUGGCUAAGGUGCCGGCUGUCAAGCUGCUGUGCAGGAUCGAUCCUUUUGUCGAUGUUCGGGAUGCCACGGAGGUUUGCGGACUGAACCGGCUAGCGGCAGCGCUCGGCGAGGAAAGUCUUGUGAGCACGAAGGCCUCUGCAGAAGACCUGUGGGACUCCCUGGCCUCGGGGAAGGCUGCCGACGGGCCUUGGGUUCUCUUUGUAUGCGUAGUUCUGAAGCUCAGUGCCCAUCGCAAGACCUGGAUACCUGGACCCUGUUCCCGUAACGUGCAAUUGUGUCAUGCGGAGGGCGAGGCGAAGAAGCCAAGCUGCCGGCGGGCACAGGUAUCCACGACCGUGGCAAGUCUGAUGCAACAGAUCAAUCAGUUGGAAGAUGCAGACUUUCAAAACAUCUGUGGGCUGAUCGACAAGGCCCGCGAGGAACGGCUGAGCCCUAUGGUUCUCGUCACAGUCCGCCAGCUGGGAGGAGAGCAUCUCCUUGGACCGCAGCUGAUGCCACCGUCGACUACGACGCUGAAGCUGAAAGGGCUGCUGUCUGCCUCGAUUGGGGCACGGGUUGAGGAGAUGGACCUCCUUUGUGGCACGGCCGUCCUAGAACCGACAGACACACUGGCAUCGUUGGGCGAUCACUUCCAGGGAAUUUUGGACCUCAUCCGGCGUGCGGAGCGGAUGAGAAUUGAGAAACACAGGAUUCCUGGGGCUUUCAUUGCCACGAGCUGUGGGAACCGUCAGUUUCUGGUUGUUCCAGGCGCCAAGGCCUGGGACGAGGAACACCUCUAUCAGCCAGAUGUUGCAAGCCAGGACAAGCUGAAGCAAUUGCAAAUCUCGGAG